ACAGUUUCGUAUAACCUGAACAAUGUCAUUUUUUGGAGUAAAUGUCAAUCCGUUUUCAACACCAGUAGGCCAGAAGAUAGGCAAGUUCUUUUAUUUACCUUUUUGAAAUACUUCGUAUCAGUUAUUUUAUUGUAAUAUCAAUAAUUGAUUAAUUUUUUUUUCUUUUUUUGUGGACAAACAUUUGUGCAUUAAUAUUAAUGAAUAAGUAGAUACUUGUAAAUUUCUUUCCAUGUAUAUAUAUGUCUUCAGCUUAAUAAGACACAUGAUUCAUAACUUAUCUAACACCUUUUAUUACAAUUAAUGUGUUACAUCUUUAUUUGUAUAUCUUUCAGAGCAAGCUACAGAUGGUAGUUUGCCAAGUGAAAAUUGGACACUUAACAUGGAAAUAUGUGAUAUUAUAAAUGAAACAGAGGAAGGGCCGAGAGAUGCAAUUAAAGCAAUUAAGCGUAGACUCAAUCAGGCUGCUGGAAAAAAUUACACUAUAGUCAUGUAUACCUUAACUGUAUUGGAAACAUGUGUAAAAAAUUGUGGAAAACGUUUUCAUGCUCUUGCUUGUUCGCGAGAAUUUGUACAAGAAUUGGUUAAAUUAAUCGGACCAAAAAAUGAACCUCCAACAGUAGUGCAAGAAAAAGUCUUAAGUUUAAUUCAAACAUGGGCAGAUACAUUCCGUCAUCAGCCACAUACUCAAGGGGUUGUUCAAGUAUAUCAAGAAUUAAAACUAAAAGGUAUACAAUUUCCAAUGACAGACUUAGAUGCUAUGGCACCCAUUAUUACACCAGAACGAAGUGUACCUGAGUCAGAACAAAAUGUUGUGAACGUACCUACAGCUGAACAGCAGUCAGCAACUCCUAUACCACCACAAGUCCAACAACCUCAAACUCAAUGUUCUGGACAAGUAACUUUAUUAAAUGAACAACAAAUGGCUAAACUACAAAGUGAACUUGAUGUUGUACAAGGAAAUAUGCGUGUCUUAUCGGAAAUGUUAGCAUAUUUUACAAGUUCAGAUCAGAGUAAUAGUCAACAACCUGAUCCUGCAGAUCUUGAACUUCUAAGUGAACUUCACUCUACAUGCAAAGCAAUGCAAGAGCGGGUUGUUGAUUUAAUUGGAAAACUGGCACAUGAUGAAAUGACAGCAGAACUGCUACGUAUUAAUGAUGAAUUGAAUAAUUUAUUUUUACGUUAUUCACGUUAUACAAAAAACAAAGCUGUUGCUGCAAGUACUAUUUUGGCACAAACAAUUGGUCAUCCUGCAAACAUAGAUUCUGCUUCGGUUAAUAAACAAGAAGCCGAUUCUCUUAUUGAUUUGUCUGAUGAAACUGAUAAUUUGGGGGAAAAAAUGACAGAAAUGGGUUGGUAUUAUAGUAUAACUGAUAAUAUUGACAAAAAUAGGAUAGAUCGAAAGGAGAAAAAGGAAGGUGAUAAUGAUGAAUUUGAUAUGUUUGCACAAUCACGAAAUACAUCUUAUGAAACUGCAAAAAACAGUGGUAGCAAGUAUGAGGAUAAUUUGGAGCAGGUGAGCGGAGGAAGUCUCAGUACAGCGAUUCUUAAUCGCAAUAAUCCUAAGCAUUCCCAGCAGACUGCUUCUGCAAUUGCUUCUACUACUGCUACUUCUCCAGGAGCACAUGGUGAUCAAGAAUCUUUAACAUCUUCAGAAUUCGAACGUUUCUUAGCAGAACGAGCAGCUGCUGCUGAAGCUUUACCAACUCUACCCACAACUACUGGGAAUACUAUUAGUACUGGAAGUACUACAAAUUCUGAAAACUCUAACAUUCAACGCCAAAUUAAUAAGGAUCAAGAUAAAUCUUUAUUUGCUCUU
This is a messenger RNA of Heterotrigona itama, 1816 nucleotides long. Lineage: Eukaryota; Metazoa; Arthropoda; Insecta; Hymenoptera; Apidae. The record is from the annotation of a GenBank genome assembly.